GAUGACUAUUGGAUAUACGUAAGCACAUGUCUUAGAUCCUUUAGAUAUUUUUUCUAAUAAAAAGUCAAAGUUAUUGUUACAAAAUGGGUAAAGUAAGAAAGAAGCCUUCUACCCCUAGAACCCCUACGGGGAUUAAUAAAUCCCAACAUAGUAUGAAUCCAGAAAGAACCGAAGGAUCAGGAGGUCAAAAUAUGAGAGACAAAGCCACCAUAAAGAGACUUCAGAUGUAUAAAGGUGGAAAAGCAAAGAGGGACUCUAAAGGAAAGGUUGUCAGACCAGCGUUGUUCCAAUCCAAAUUAACACCUGGAACAGUUGCAAGAGUGGAACCAAAUAGAAAAUGGUUUGGAAAUACUCGUGUUAUAAGUCAGAAUGCUUUACAAACCUUUAAAGAUGAGAUGGAUAAAGUUAAAAAAGAUCCUUAUAAAGUUGUCAUGAGACAAACAAAAGUACCAGUAACACUAUUAAAUGAGACAGCAAAGUUUAAACGAGUGCAUAUAUUGGAAACAGAAAGUUUUGAGAAUACAUUCGGACCAAGGAAGCAAAGAAAACGACCUAAUCUGAACAUUUCAGAUAUGGAUGAAUUGCUAAAGAGUGCUAAAGAAUCUGUAGACAAAUAUAAAGCCGAUGACGAUCGAGAUAUUGUUAAAGAAGAGACUGGAGUCAGAGAUGAACCAAUGCAGCCUAUUUUUAAAGCUGGCCAAUCUAAAAGAAUCUGGAACGAACUCUACAAAGUUGUCGACUCAUCUGAUAUUGUUGUUCAAGUUUUAGACGCCCGUGAUCCAAUUGGUACCAGGAGUAGGCAUAUUGAGGAAUACUUGAAAAAAGAGAAAGGCUACAAGCAAUUGUUUUUUGUAUUAAACAAGUGUGAUCUUGUACCUACUUGGGUUACACAAAAGUGGGUCGCCAUUCUAUCUGAAAGCUAUCCAACUUUGGCUUUUCGUGCGAGUAUAACUAAUCCAUUCGGAAAAGGGGCAAUGAUAAACUUACUGCGACAGUUUUCAAAAUUGCAUGCUGACAAACGCCAAAUAAGUGUGGGUUUCAUCGGAUAUCCAAAUGUCGGGAAAAGUUCAAUUAUUAAUGCCUUAAGAGAGAAGAAAGUUUGCAAAGUAGCUCCAAUUGCUGGUGAAACUAAGGUGUGGCAAUAUGUAACUUUAAUGAGAAGAAUAUAUUUAAUUGAUUGCCCUGGUGUUGUUUACCCCACUGGAGAUACUGAAACUGAAAUAGUGCUGAAAGGAGUUGUCAGAGUAGAAAAUGUUCAUAUGCCUGAACAACAUAUUGAUGAAAUUUUAACUAGAGCAAAAAAAGACUACCUUGAAAAGUUGUAUAAAGUAAAGGACUGGAGAGACUCGGAGCAUUUCUUAGAAAUGAUAGCAUUUAGAAGUGGAAAGCUUCUGAAAGGCGGUAACCCUGAUUAUAGCACUGUUGCGAAAAUGGUUCUGAAUGAUUGGCAACGGGGAAAAAUCCCUUACUUCGUUAAACCACCCGAAAGCGAAAGAGAUACAAAACUCAAAGAAGAGAAAACUAAAACGAUAAAUAAGCUAAAUGUCAAACAAGAUUACAGAAAAAUCGACGUAGAGCCUACAUUUUCUGGAGAUGAUGUUAAGCAAAUCGAAGAAAUCGAUCCUGUGAAAGAAAGUGAUGAAGAAUUUAGUGACGAAAAUGAUGAUGGCGAUACUGAAGAAAUAGAGAGGGAAAUGGCUAAGAAAGCCGAUAGCCAAAUUGAAGAUAAGGAUGUAGAGAAAUUCUUUGAAAUGUUACAGGCUGGUGUUGAAAAGGAAAGUUCAAUCACAAAACCGGAAAAAGCAACCACUGAAGAACCAGCUAAUGAAGAAAAGUUAAUAGAGAUAAAAAAAUCAAUUGACGAAAUUGAGAAAUCUAAAAAACUAAACAAAAAAGAAAAAUUAUCAGAUAAUUUAAAAUCAGUAACAAAAUCCUCUUCAGGCGCCUGGAGCGUUAAAUCAGUUCCUAGCAAAACCCCUUCAAGUACGCUAAAAAUAGAGAAAAUUUCUUUUUCAGCUCAAAAAAUAUCUAAGAAGAAUAAAAAUACAACAACAAAGAGGAAAAAAUCAAAGGAAAUUGAUGAAGAGGAAGAAAUUCCCAAAAAGCUAAGCGGAAGAGAGAAAAGGAAGUUAUAUAAUCAACAAAAAGUUAGAAAAAUUGGUGUACAUUAUUAUGAUGAAGCUAAUGUGAAAAAUCGAAGCUUGAAAAAUGCCGGAAGAGACAAUGUUAAUAUAAUAAAUUGGGCAUUUCGAUCUCAAUUAGUUAGGAAAGAUAAUCAACAUUGGCCACAGUAUAUUUUACCAUUAAAAUAUCUUGAUCAAUGUAAAAUAACUUAUAAUAUAGAUAUAUUUAUAGAAGGUAUUGAAGAAACAUUAAACGAUCAUCCGUAUGUUCUUAAAACGAUAAAGAAUGAAUAUGGAUUACUUGUAUUCUGUGAUAGGAACGAAUUUGCUAAGUCUACUUUUAAAGAAAUUGACAAUGGAAUAAGCAGAGCAAUAAAUCAGAAUGCGCUAUUUUCAUUUAAAGAGAGCCAAGGUGCUUUAAAUAAGAUAGACAAUGAUAAGGUACUUAUUGAAUACAGUUCGCCAAAUAUUGCAAAACCUUUUCACGCCGGUCAUUUAAGAUCAACAGUUCUGGGAAACUGUAUUUCAAACCUCUACGAAUAUUUAGGCCAUCAAGUACUAAGAGUAAAUUAUCUAGGAGAUUGGGGAACUCAGUUUGGACUACUAAUACUUGGGAUUGAAUUGUAUAGAUUUGAUUUAAAUAGCUCUGUUAACAUCAUGGAAGACUUAUAUAAAAUUUACGUUCAAAUAAACAAAGAUUGCGAACAAGAUCCGCAUUUAAAAAGUUUAGCUUUAGAAAAAGCCGCAAAUUUAGAACAAGGAAAUAAUUAUGAAGUUAAUAUUUGGAAAGAAAUUAGAGAAAGAAGUUUACAUGAAUAUAAUUUAUCUUAUUCAAAGUUGAAUAUUAAAUUCGACUUGACUGAAGGAGAAUCUGAUUAUGUUAAAAAAAGUAAGGAUCUUAGUCAAACUUUGAUUGAUAAAAACCUUUUAAUUAAGAAUGAAACGAGUGGUUUAUUCAAUAUGGAACUUUCUACAACAAAUAAAGACACGUCAUAUGCUACUCUAUUGAAAAGUGAUGGAAGUAGUCUAUAUUUAACAAGAGAUUUGGCAGCUCUACUACAUCGUAAACAAUUUCAUGACUUUAAUAGGAUUCAUUAUGUUGUUGAAAAUGGACAACAUGGCCACUUUGCCAAAUUGAAAGGAUGCAUUGAAAAAUUAAAUUUAGACUGGAAGGACGUUGUAAAUAACUCAAAUUUUCAUGUUAAAUUUGGUCGAGUAGAUAAAAUGAGUACAAGGAAAGGUACUGCAGUAUUUCUUCAAGAUAUUAUUGAUGAAGCUACGGAUAAGAUGAAGACUGUUAUUCGGGAAACAAAAACAACUAAAAUUCAAGAUGAUUUAUUAAACAGUGUUGCCGAACAAUUGGCUAUUAGUGCCCUAGUUUUUCAGGACUUACGCCAGAAAAGAAUACGUAAUUACGAAUUCGAUUGGAAUAGAGUUUUACAAUUUCAAGGCAACACCGGUGUUUAUCUUCAGUACACUCAUGCUAGAUUAUGUAGUCUGGAACGAAAAUUCCCUGAAUUGGUUGAUCUCCCUCUUCCCAAAUAUAUUACCGGUUUAGAUCAUCCAGCUGCUGAUCGUUUGAUUCAAACAUUUGUUAAUUUUGAGCAUGCAAUUUACGAAGCUUACAACAAUCUUGAUCCACAUUACGUUGCAUCCUAUUUGCAUAGCUUGUGCAAAGCAACUAACGCAGCCUAUGAUCAAAUUAAAGUUAUUAAUGCUUCAUCAGAUGAUGAAAGACAUUGUCAGUACUAUCUCUUUAAAUCUGCGAAGAAAGUUUUAAGCGAAGGUCUUAAAUUAAUUGGUUUAAGAGCAAUAGAGAGAAUGUAG
Molecule: messenger RNA, 3950 nt
Organism: Dimorphilus gyrociliatus
Lineage: Eukaryota; Metazoa; Annelida; Polychaeta; Dinophilidae
Source: the annotation of a GenBank genome assembly